AUGGCACUGUUCCCACUAGCUAUCCCUAUCCGUCUGUGGAAUCGGUGAUCCCAAGAAACGACUUUAUCGCAGGUUGGUGGCAGUACGCCUACUCAGAAACUGAGUGCGGAAUGGAAUUCAUCGAUCGAAUCGGAAAUGAUUGCAAUCAGAGAGGAGACAAGGCGGCGGAGCUUAAUCGAAGCUGGCUUAAUCAGUCCAUCGACAUCGGCAGCCACAACUGAAGAAGCUGCUUGUUCGCAGCCUGUAAGCACGGUAAUUGUAUUUCAGCUUGUGGCUAUACUUGGAACAAAUCGGUCGAAGUUUUGGGGCGAAGCAAGGACUGUGAUACUGCAUCGUGAACCGAAUCAAUCAUUUGGAAUCAGUAUUGUUGGUGGGCGGGUAGAAGUAAGUCACAAAGGCGGGCAACUGGGUCCAGGAAGCACAGUUUCGGGUAUUUUUAUCAAAUCGGUGUUGCCGAAUUCACCAGCCGGCAUUUCCGGGAUGAUGAGUAUGGGUGACCGAGUGAUCAGUGUGAAUGACCAUGAUUUGCGCGAAGCAACGCAUGAACAAGCAGUUCAGGUUAUCAAAAACGCCAAAAAUCCAGUGAAAUUUGUUGUUCAAAGCUUGCACAGUUUCACAUCACAUCAGGCUAAUUUUGGUGGAAAAAGAGAACGGAGUGAAGAGGUGAGGGGUGUUCGCAGUAAAGUGGACGAAAAUGAGGUCGAUGGAAGGAGGCGUGGUUCAAGUGUUCCGGUUACCGUACCUGCUUUCGAACAACCACCUCUUACUACCAAAGUAUCCCACUUCUUUCAUUUUUCUAUGUGA
Molecule: messenger RNA, 804 nt
Organism: Gongylonema pulchrum
Lineage: Eukaryota; Metazoa; Nematoda; Chromadorea; Rhabditida; Gongylonematidae
Source: the annotation of a GenBank genome assembly